UGGCAACACUGUUCAGUUCAGUGGAAUUGUUUGUUCGGCUUCUGUCGGGCGUCAAUCUUUAAUUUUGUUUUAAUUUUAGAAUUAAUUAAAUCGUUGCUAUUGCAGACAGUGUGAAUGAAUUGCAAAAUGAUCUAAGAACUAUGUGAUGUGUUUGUUAUCGUAACAUUGCAUGUAUUGUUUAUAAAAAGCUGUUAUUUCCGCCAUGACAAUGGACCACUCCACUGGGAAGUGUUCGGCGACAUUUGGUCUAUAUUUUGCGUUUAUUGCGUUGUGUUAUCCAGUUUUCGCUCAAGACAGUUUGGAAAUAGAAGUAACAGCAAAGGGCGAGAUUGGUAACACUGCAAGUAUUAAUUGCACUGUCUCCCCAGAACCAGAGGAUAUCAAAUGGAUCUUCCAAAAAGAAACAAUAAUAAUUGACACAAACAGAACGAAACUUACGAAAGUUGACGUCAAGCAAAAAGUCAAUGAUCCGGACGGCAACGUCAUGAUGAAGAAGGUCUUGCAGGUGUUGAUCAGCAAUGUCACUGACGCAGACUCCGGGAACUACACCUGCCGGGCUAAAAGAGGAGACAAGGUGGUGAACAAAACUGUGGCCUUAGAUUUGAGCUUCCCGGGACGUUUGGUAAACAAAACUUUGGGGCCCCUAAGGCUUAAUGUCUCAGUACCCGAAAAUAAACACGGCAAGCUAUUUUGCCUCUUCGAAGUUUAUAAGAAACCAGCAAAUAUAGCAUGGUAUAAGAAAGAGAUGAUACAGUUGGAACAGCAAGACACGAAAAAAGUUGAUCCGCAGCUACGAUCAGCCAUUCCCGUGGGACUUAAACAGAUUAACGGCACCUUCGACCUGCACGUAACUGCAGAGACGAACGGCACCUACGUCUGUGAGAUUAACGACGAAGUCACAGGCAAGAACAUACAAGGGGAAAUAGACGUGUUUGUCUAUGACAAACCCAAGAUCGUCAGCUUUAACGCCCUGGCCAUAAACACCACACAGAUUUACAUGAAUUGGACAGUGAACACGUACAAUUCACCGGUCGAAUCAUACUCUUUAUUUAUACGCGAAAGCCCAUCGGAGAACUACAAUCUUUACACCCUGGAGAAGAUAGCGCCGAGAAAUACCACUUCAUUUGUCAUCAACGGCUUAAAUAAAUCGACGGAGUAUCAAGUCAAGCUUGAGGUUAAGACGCAGGGUUGGUCAGAUACCGGGUUGUGGAUGGACCCAAAUACUGUGAAGACAUUGGAUAAGGAGCCAGUGUUUGUACCGAAGAUAUCCAUUAACGGUUUCUCCGCUACAUCCGUGACUAUCGGAUGGCCUCCCCCACCCGAAGAUAUAGCCGAUCUGAUACACUAUUAUCACCUGGAAGGUAGGAAGAAUGGUGAGAACAAAACUCGCGAGGCGUACCAUCCACGGGACGGAAAAAAUUUACCCUAUAUGUUUCCUGAAUUGGAUCCGCACAGCACUUAUGUGUUUCGGGUGCGCGCUUGCUCGGAAUACACCCGAGAACAAUGCGGACCGUGGUCGGAGAAGAUGGAGGCAGCUACCCUGGACGGUAUACCGGGGAAGCCUAGCAAUGUGCAUGUGAACUGCGACGAAGGUUUCAUGAACAUAACUUGGGAACCACCCGAGAAGCCCAACGCUGAGAUCAAGGGUUACACGAUGGAACUAACCGGCAAUGCAACAUACAAAGAUCGGUACGGCACACUGAAAGAAGACAUGUGGGGCCCCCUGUCUCGCUUUACCACCAACGACUCUAGGAGCGCCAGGUUCGAUUUGCAACCAAACAGCAAAUAUACGGUCCGUCUGAGCGCCAUGACUCGAACGAGGAGACGAGGCGAAGAAGAGACUCGAUACUGUGAAACUAGGCCUUUAUCACCCGACGCCCCUCCCCGCCCGAGAUGGAGAAAGAUUCUAGAGAACAAUAGGUACCUGUUCAAAAUGUAUCUGCCAAGAAUAACAGAGAGAAACGGACCCAUAUGCUGUUAUAGAGUGCAUAUGGUUCGUAUGUUGCCGAACAUGGAUUGGAAGAAUCUACCGCCGCCCAGAGACAUAGCCGUCAUAGACUACGGAGAAGCACAUGCGGUACAACCAACACCGGGCGGUUAUAUCACGGAUAUAUUCUCUAACGAUAAAUUCCCAUCCGACUCCGAGUUGAUAAUGGGCGAUCUCAAUUCCAUAUUCGACAAAGAGGACACCACUAUAUACAGCAAAGCUUGCCGGCGCUGUUUGAUCCGGCCGCGGAACAAUCCGCCCGAUUAUCCCAUCCCCAACAUACCUACCACUACGGAGGACGAUCUGUUUGAUGAUACUACUGCAGCUCCUGUGGAACCUGAGAGGGCAAGGAGAUCACCAGAGGAUUAUUCCAACAAUCCAAUGAUGAGAAACAACACGAACGAGGAGGACAAAUUGAAGGACAACGAGUUGAAUGUGAAGGACGGCCAACUCGACUCUUUAUCCAACUAUACACUCUUCGUCGAGUUGAUACCGGGUCAACCCCACUUGGAGCCGAUGUAUAGUGAGUAUGUGAUCCCGCUGAUGCCGGCGCCCAGUCCACCAGCCAUUGUUCCUUCCAGUGCGAUAGAGAUAGCAUUACAGGUAACAUGCGCAGUGGCAGCGGUAGUACUGUUAAUAAUGAUAGUGUUCUGCUUACUGCAAGCUCGACGGUCAAGAAAAGUGCCACCUCAUGCGCCCCUUGAGAUGAACCGUAUACAAGCUGUGUUCAGAUAUGUGGUUGGCCACAUCGGGGGCCGGCAGAUGGCAUUAUCCGCGACGCCACCCGACGUGCCGCCCAUUCCGCGAGACCAACUAGCUGCCGCCUACGCCGAGCGGCAGGCGGACUGCGACUACGGCUUCCAGAAGGAGUUCGAGUUGUUACAGAUGCUGCCCGAAUGCUUCCCGGAUAGAACCACUCACGCUUCUGAAGCGCGAGAGAACCAACCCAAAAAUCGGUACCCGGAUAUAAAGGCCUACGAUCAGACCCGGGUGAAGUUGUCCCAGAUCGACAGCAUCACCGGAUCUGAUUACAUCAACGCUAACUACGUUUCUGGAUAUAGGGACCGUAAACUGUUCAUAUGCGCGCAAGGCCCCACAGACACAACGGUGAACGACUUUUGGCGCAUGAUAUGGGAGCACGGGCUCGAGCUGAUCGUGAUGCUGACCAACCUGGAGGAGUACUCGAAGGUCAAGUGCAGCAAGUACUGGCCCGACGAGGUGCGAGGCUCCAGGGCUUUCGGAGCUAUCACUGUGCAUCAUGUGUCGGAGAAGAGAUACUCUGAUUAUAUAGUGAGAGAGUUGAAGAUCGUCAAACAGCCGACUAAUUCUGAAGGUCAACCAAUCGUAGAUAAUAACGGCGUCGCCAAGAGGAAUGGGGAUUGCAAAGACGCAUCCGAAUCCAGCGCCCCAACCUCUCCCAGGGAAGCCAAGGACACAUCAGAGACUCGCAUCGUGAGACAGUACCAUUUCCUCAUGUGGAAGGACUUUGCGGCACCAGAGCAUCCACAUUCCAUACUGAAAUUCAUUAAGCGCGUGAACGAAGCGUGGUCCAACGUCGUCGGUCCAGUAGUCGUCCAUUGCUCAGCCGGCGUCGGUCGAACCGGCACUUUGGUCGCGUUAGACUGCCUUCUAGAGCAACUGAAGGCCACCGGGCAAGCGGCAGUAUUCAAUACUGUGUGCGAACUGAGGCGGCAGAGGAACUUCCUCGUGCAGUCAUUGUUUAGUGGGGGGAGCCUGCGACAUCGGUUCGCUUACAAACGGUCUAUGAGGACCCUUUUAACUUCUUUCUGUGUUCUGUGGUUCCGGCACUUUGGUCUUAGACUGUCCUCUUUAACAACUGUUGGCCAAAAGGCAGGCGGCAGUAUUCAACACUGUGUGCGAGCUGAGGCAGCAGAGGAACUUCCUCGUACAGUCGCUAGUGAGCUGACCAAUAAAAAAGAAAUGUCAUUGCAGCAUUUAAAAAAUCCUAUACCAUCCAUAGGAAAUGCCUGUGCCCCAGUAAAACAGUACGUCUUCGUGUACCGAGCGUUAGUAGAAUACGCUCACUACGGAGACACGGAGAUCCCCGCGUCCCGCCUCAAAGCUUCCAUUGACCGACUCCGGAACACCCCCGAGGGGGGAGACAAGUGCCUCAUGGAGCACGAGUUUGAGGGUUCCCUGAAACCAUCCAUUAAUUAUAUAAUAAGAUUAUCGAUCCCACAGUGCCUAAAGACGAAAGUCAACGUGGACACUGACGGUACGGCUGGUCCACAAGUUCAAAGUCGCUCAGCGCGCUAUGGAAAGAUCGCAUCGGAAAUGAGAACCGAUAACCGUAGAAGAGUUCUGGAGUGGAGACCGCGUCUAGGCAAACGUAGUAAGAUGAUAAACAGCCCAGUAGCCGAGCCAGUGAAAUCUUGCGCUGCCGGCGCUAGUGAAGAAGUUCGCGCUAAAAACCGAAGUCACGACUGCCUGCCCUACGACCGGAACCGGGUCAUUCUCACCCCUCUACCCGGGCGAGACUUCUCUACCUACAUCAACGCGUCCUUCAUCGAGGCGUACGAUAAUACCGAAGGGUUCAUCAUUACACAAGAUCCUUUGCCUAACACGAUAGCGGACUUCUGGCGAAUGGUGUCCGAACACAACGUCUCCACUAUAGUGAUGCUCAGCGAGAUCGGCGAAGGCAAAUGUCCACGGUACUGGGACGACGGUACGACGCAACACGAACACAUCAACGUCCAAUAUGAGGAGAGCGACUCGUGUCCCUACUAUACCCGCCGGCAAUUCCGCAUCACUAAUAACAAGAAUGGCGAUACAGUAUCCGUGCGACAGCUCCAAUACCAGGGCUGGCCCACCGCCCCGGGGCACGUGCCCGAAGUGACCCGCGGGCUCGCUGAACUAGCGGACGCGGCCCGCACCCACAACGCACCGCCCAUGCUGCUUCGCACCGAGCGACGCGUGGACGUGAACAGUGUGGCGAGGAAGGUGCGAUCUCAACGGGCACGCACCAUAGACACGUUUCCUGAAUACGAGUACCAAUGGAAUUCGGGUAAACGACAUAGUGUAAAUGAACGGAGUCGAGUACGUCCGUAUUCGGGUAGUUUUCGCUUUAGAUACCCGAUACCGUCUUCCAGCCCGUAUUCCAGUGUAAAUAUUGCUUCUGGUUCCCGAAUUCAAUUACAAUACGAAUUCCUACAUCGGGCCAUACUCAACUAUGCUGAGCUCCACAAUUUACUCGAGGACAGUUAAACUGGACACGAAGGAAACUUAACUAUCACACAAAGAAGAAGUAUCUAGGUACCUUCAAAUGACCUUGCGACAGGAGGUGAUUGGCUGAUCUUAACCUGGCAACUUGAUGGUCAGUGUUCCUGCACAAUUAAUUGUUCAGCCAACGUAUUCGAGGAUACAAUUUUAUAAAAUGAAUAUAUUUUUAAAAUCAUCUCCACUAAGUUUCCAGGGCUUUACAAACCCAAAUGACGAUUGUGUUCGUUGACAAAGUCCCAAUUUAUCGGUACAUGUUAUUUAUGUUCACAAAUCGAAUGUGAAAUUAUCUUGUGUAUCAGAGUGAGUCUUAUGUAUUAAGCAGAAUUGUAUGUUCAAUAUUUAUUUGGAACAUUCAUCGGAAACAAUGAUAUUAUUCUUGAUAGGAGAAAAGUAUUUUUCAACAUCAGUAAAAAAAACUUUGAAAUUCAUAAUAGUGUUUGUUAAAAGUUUAUUGGAAAUAGUAUUAAGUUUCAUCGGCUAUAUAAGAAGAAUUAAAAUAGUUAUGUCUGUCUAUAAAUUAUAUCAAUAGCAGUCGUAGUGUUAAGAAAAAAUGAUCACAUACAGUGUAGUAAAUCCGUGUUUACUAGUGUAUUUGUAAAUUGGUGAGUUUCAAAGGAAAUUGAAUGUCUACCAGUGGUCGAGAUUAAUCCUUAAAGCGUAAAUUCGCUUGACAACUUCGCUUGUACUCACCGCUCAAGUUAAUGGAUUUUAUUUGAGUCACAAUCAGUGUGAUGUUGAUAUUUUAGCAUCUACUGUAUGAAUUUGAAUAUUAAUAAUGAAUACCUUUCUAGUACCUUAAAAAGCCGCAAAAUAAAUGGAGGGUGUAGAAAACCUGAAAUGCUCAAAAUGAGUGAGUGUUAGAGAAUUAAGCAAAAAUGAACUGUAUAGAUAACAGCAAACUUUUUGAAAAAUACCACAAACAAAUAAAUUGCGCAAUGGAAGUUUUUAUAUGUAAGAUUGCUACUGCGCAGGCUUCCUUGGUCGACCUCAAGAAAUUUGUGGGGGUUUAUACAAGGUUGAAUAUUUUGUAAACUAAAAAUGCUUUGAAGAAAAUGUUUGAAUGAUUCUAUCAUAUUUUUUAUAACAAACACUGGUAUGUGAUCAACCGAAUAAAUUUCGUGAAUAUCAACAUUUUCAUAUUAAUAUAUUGAUAGUCAGCCAGCAUACAAGUUGUAUUACGCAUUUUUUCUUGUAGAACGUCUUGAAAUAACAAGUGAUUACUGCGUUAGUAUGGGCUUUACAUGCACGUUAGUAUAAACAUAGAUUACGUAACGAAAAUGAAGAAUAAAAUCUUCUUUCACACCAACUUGGAUAAAUAUUAGGUGCUUUAUUAUAUUUCCAAUAUUAUGCCUUUCUCGCGAUUUUACUUUUUUUUUUUAUUUCCUUUGUCUUGUUAAUUAUUAUCUUAUUUCUAUAAGUGUACAAAGUUGGUGCGUCUCAAUCUUAUUUUUUUAAUGUUUAGUGUCUAGAUAGGUUAAUGAGUCCAUACUGCUUUUGUGUAUAUUGCCUCGUAUGGCUACAUUAUAUAUGCCAUUUGUAUGUAGUUAAAAAAAACAUUUUACGCCUAACAUGAGUCUCUUGACGGAUUCACAAGUCUGCGGAGAGCGAGGGUAACAUUAUUUAGUUUUUUAUAAUCGAUAUCCUUCAAGAGAUUCACGAGUUACCCUUAGAAUAGAUCUGUCUUCUUAAUCUGUAAUCAAUAAACGUUUAUAAUUUAGCUUUUUGGUAUGAAAUAUGCCAAAACUUAAUCGUGUCCAAAGAGAGGGUUAGAUGAUAGAAGAUAAUAUCAUGAGGCGAAAUGAGGUUAAGUAAAAAAUAUAUUUAAAAUAUUCUACAUAAUUUAUUUUGAUAACGAAAGAGGCCAUAUGAUUAUGCAUUUGUAACCUAACUUAGGUUAUUUUAUAUCGAGUCAUUAAAUAAGACUUAUGUUUCGGUAUUAACUGUAAGGGGGUUUUUCUAAAAGACCUUGAUUUUAAAAUAUUAAGGCCAAAUAACAAUAUGAAAAUUUACCCUAAUUAUUAGCACAAUUUAUAAAUGAAGGUGCGUGCAUGCUGCGUAAAAAAAUCAAAUUCUGCACUAUGUAAAUAAGCCAUUUUUAUAUGAAGUCGAUAAAACUAUUGGAGCCCAAUACCGAUAUUUGUUCAAAAGUAAAUCCCUACCUAUUGGUGUCUUUGUUUAAAAAGCAAUAAAGGGAACUUAUGUUCCCACUGAAGUUAACUGCCAUUGAAAAUAUCAUAGUUUUUAAAUAAAAUGUAUCAUAAUUAAUACUAUAAUAAUAUUAUUUCUUUGUUUUGGUUGAAUCUCAUGAAGUAUUGGUCCAAUUUGAAAAAAAAUAUAUAUUUGUGUUAGAUAGUCCAAUUAUCAAGGAUGUAAUGUCACUUUUACCGGCAGUUUACUAGCGUGUGACGUCAUUAUAGUCUUCGCCAAUCCCAGGCGUUUUCGGUCACGUGACCAUAGAACAAAAAAUGCAUUUCUUUGUAAUGUUUUUUAGAAAAGUUAUUAUUUAUUUGUUCUCUCAGAAUAGUAGAAUCGCUGUUAAUAUUUAUAUUAAAUACAGAUGCCAAUAAAUUUAUACUUUAUUUUUCGUACUGUCAAAUAGCUUAUUGAUACAUAGAUUGUGCCUAGUGUUAAAGUAGUUAUGUUUCAGGUACCAGUGUUACUGCGAACUAAAAUUGACGCGAAAUUAACGAAGUGGAAGUUAAUGUACUAUUUUAAAGAAAAUGUUAGAAUAAAUAUUAUUCAUUACCUUAUGCACAAUACCAAGAAAAUAAAUUUGCUGAAAAAUUGGUUUUGUAAGUUGUAAUGAAUCGCUUUCGUUAACUACUGUAUUUCUCCACCUUUUUGACUGAUUUUCAUUUUGACAUUUAUCGGGAUUGCGCUUCUAAAUUUAGAGUCUCAGUGUGCACCUGCCCUUAUGGCAACAGUUUUUGAUGGAUUUACUAUUAUUAUUAUUGGUUUUUUCGUAAUUUAAUGUAAUGCAAGACUUGUUGUCUUGCCUAUAUAUGACUGUCUAACGUAUGAUAAAGUUAGAUUGUAAGCUAUGUAACUAGAUUUUGUAUGGGCUAAAAAAAUAUACACUUUGUUGAUGUUGAAUGUAUGCGGAUGAUGGUGUGACAAAUAAUAUUGGUGUUGCUAUGUUCGUUUUGAUUUUUCAUCAUAGUAAAUAUUAACAGUUAAAUCGGCUCAAUUAUCAAAGCUAGCAUUAGUUUGGAGGAAAAUUUGUAUAUGGCGUCGCAAUGGUUAAUUACAUGCCGGCAUUUCAUUUGUCUUUUCGUAUUUCAUCACACACAUCACAUCACCAGCCUAUUAAUAUCCCCACUGCUGGGGCACAGGCCUUCCCUAUGGAUGGAAUAGGGAGAUUGGGCCAUGACCCACCACUCGGGCCCAGUGCGGAUUGGUGGGUUGCUGACAACUGCAAAUGCAGCCGGGACCAACGGCUUAACGUGCCUUCCGAAGUACGGAGGAACUCGAGUUAGUAAAUUUUUGGUCACCCAUCCAAUGACCGUUGCGUUCUAGAAAAGUCUCAUUAAAUUGAGAGUUAACUAGCACUUGCGAGUGCGUAGUACCUACUUAUUACGUACAUAAUGCGCAUAAAUUGUAAACAAGUGCAGAUGUCCUGGCACUUUCUCCCUUACGCCGCACUGCUUAAGGCUCAUUAGAAUAAGCGAACCGCGGUGUUCUGGUAAAAUCUGUCUGCAUUACUUUCGCAGUUUUGUUUCGAAAGAGUUUAUAACAAAAUUUUACACAUUACGUGUAAGGUACCUGGUUUUAUAAAAAAGUAAUUUAUAUUUUUUGUUAUUAUUGUCAUUCAUUCAAAACGAACAUCACAUUAAAAGCACCACUGAUAAUUUAUUUGUGGUUGGUUUGGUGCCGCGAUUGCGGCGUGGUUUAUGUACAGACUUGCACGUUUUAAUCCCGAACAUUUCUUGUGGACAGCAGGUAAACUUAGGAGGGUAGGAAUAUUUGGUCAAUCAAAAUAUUUAUUCUCAAAAAUUUGGUGAAAGGCCUCAACUUUUUUAAGGUAGAUAAUGUUAAGAAUCCCUAUUCACAAGAUAUAAUGCCAAAGAAGUAUCAUAUCGUUUCCAAUUACUCAAAGAUUAUGGAAAGACAAUUAAUGAAAAAAAGAAAUUUGCUUUUUACAGUACAAUUUAGUCAUAAAGUACAUUAAUCAAAAAUGCAUCAUACUUAAUAGCGAAUCAGUAUGUGAUUCAAUUACUUUGUAAUUUAUUUUGUUCUAUUGAAGUAAUAGAAAUACGCACAAAUAAUCUUUUCAAUGAUUUUUUUUUUUUUUCAAAUAAAACGACUCGGUCUAGGCAGGAAUCGAACCUGUGUCUUCCUCUGACCGGGCGGUUGCUCUAACCGGUACUUUACCGAGACCUUACUGAUAGUGACGAAUUUAUUCUAGUAUAUCUUACUGCAUGGCAGCGAAAUUUCUUCUUAUUGAAUAUAAACCAUAAUGUCUUUUCAAUGUGUUCAACUUAGCGAAACAUGUUUUCCCACCUGGAGAUGCGUGCAAGUCGAAAACGGAGCGACUGAUCAUUGUGUUUUUAUUUAGCUUUUUGUAACUAUAUAAAAAUGUAGGAAUGUUAUGACUUUUUUUUAAAGACUAGACUAAGAUUAGAUAUUAAAACGAAAAUGGUCAUUGUGCAAAACGAGACGAUGGGAUAACAGUAUUAUUUAGAAAUGUUGCCGCAACAAAAUAUUGAAAAGAAACUAUUAUGUUCCUUUUAGGUUUUAUAAAGUAUCUACGCACAACUUUCAGGCAUAUAAUGGUUGUAUUUACGAAAGAAUCAAAAGAUAAUUGCAUUUUUUUUUUAAUAAUAACUAUUAUGUUUAUUUAUGUAAACAAAAAAUAUUGUUAAAUUUAAAGAAAAUUCUGUGAACGUAAUCCUCGUUUCGGUUUGUACAAUUAUUUGGCACAUCCAAGUUUGUACUGGGAAUCUUUUCAAACGUUAUUUAAAUACUAUUUAACUCGGAGUAUAAUAUUAUUGUAUUUUUUCUACUAUUGUUUUCUGUGUUCACUAUUGUGUUCUAUGUAUUCGUAAAAUUGCUGUUCUUUCCUAAUCCAAAAACAAGAAUUGAAGUUGUAUCUCUUACUUUAGUAAGUAUGAGCACUAAGAAAUUUAUUAAACAAAAUAGCCUCUUGCAGUUCGGCCUACAAAUCUUCUAUGGGCUUUUCAAGAAGACCAAAGUCAGUGGUACUGUAAAAAAAAGUACAUUUUUCAUUCAUAUUCUAAACAUUGUAUACGCAAAGAGAAGUACGUGUUAACAAGUCAUUUAAAUUGCACUUUUACGACUAAAUGGAACAAAUAGGCAACAUUCUGUAUGGGCUCCAUAAUGAACAUUCCUCAGUAUAGGCGUAGAUGUGAAAUAUUAUAGGGAAACAAGCUCAGCUAUCACAUCGGCUAGAUUUCAGGAUGAUUGAAGAGUUUUAGGUUCUAUUCGAUAAUAGUAAUAAGGUUUACAUUCGUAUCGCAGCGGCUGACCAUAUCAUAACCGAGCACUGUAAAGCAGAAAGCGAUCAGCGAGCUGUUUUGAAGCUAGCCAAAAAUGAGUUCUGUGGACCUAUGUUCAAGUAUGAUUUUGAGAGCGGGAAGCGACCAUUGGUCAUGGACCAUUUGGAAUCAAACAGAAUCGAACUUUGAAAUGGAUUUGCAGAAUUUUCGCUUUCUUCCAUUGUUAAAGUAUGAUUGUGAAAGCGGUAAGUGACUAUAGGUCAGUUUAUGAAUUAAACUUGUGACAUGGGUUUGCAGAACAAAUUUUCGAUUGCUUCCAAAAUGCCCGCUGGCUGCUUUCUGCUUAACAGCGCUCUAUGUUAGUAGCAAUCACUAUGCACAAAUACAAUAGAUAUAUAGAGAAACACAUAGCACGUAAUGCAAAUAAGAAAAUGAAUUUUCGCUGUAAAUUAUGGCCUCCCUUGAUAACACUCAAAAGUACGUUUUCUAUCAAAGUCCCUUUUGAUUGACAGAUGCAGAGACGUCAAUUUAAUAUUCAAUCACAGCGUUAUCUUUAAUUAAACUUAACAUUGACAUCCCUUCGUUUGGCCUUUUAACACUGGCAUCAGAGUGAAAGCAUGUGCUCCCUUCCAAAAUGUUUAUGAUAAGAUAACACUAUUAUGUUUAGUGUAGGUAACAUAAUAUACUAGGCCUAAAUAUACCACAACAACCAAACCGCCUUAACUGAAAUUAAAAUCGCCGUCUCUGCGUUUUAAAUACCGAUUAGUGUUAAAGUACAACUUUUCUCACAGCUACUUAGAGGAUCAGCACCCUCAUUUUAUCAGUGUUGUAUUGUGUUUUCCAAUAUUUAUAUCUUAAAUAUCCGUAAAUUUCUUCUUGAAAUCUAGCAGAUGUCUCUCCAAAAUGCUUAUUAUUAUUUAUAGUAGAGUACGCUUUUUGUAAUCAUACAUUUUUUUUACAUGAAAUAGUACGCUAAUAUUAUUGAUAAUGUGUAAUUAUUUAAAUCUGUUCCUCUGUUAAUUUCGCGUAACAUGUGUAUUUACAAAAUCAAAAUGGCCAACCAGAUUGUACUUUUUAGAAAAAAAUGUGCAAAUUAAAUAUUUCGUACUAUCACUUUAUUCAAAGAAAAUUAUAUUGAUUUGUUUUCAGAAUAGAAUUUUAAAAAUAUAUACACAUUAUGAUAUUACCAUAAUAGUAAUUGAAAUAAAUCUUAUUAAUUUAAAAAGCGAAUUACUACAUUUGCACUUGUUACAAUUAAAUAAAAGUUUCCGAAACAGAAGUUUUAAAAUUACAGCUUUCUUUUUAUACAAUGAUUGUGAUUUUUUUACGAUUUUUGUAUUUGUUUUGUAAAUAUUAUUCUUAAGUACAUCAGCAGUUCGCAGGCCUCCAAUCUAUGAUAUGUAUAUUUUAUUUGUCUAUAAUGUAAGCUUUGACAGUUGUGAAACUGAGAAUUUUAAUUUUAUUAUGUUUUUUUGAAACUGUAAAUAGAUAAUGCAGGUCGUGUAAUACAAUAUUUUUGAAAAUAUACCAUUAUUUAGAAAAUAGA
Molecule: messenger RNA, 12229 nt
Organism: Chilo suppressalis (striped riceborer)
Lineage: Eukaryota; Metazoa; Arthropoda; Insecta; Lepidoptera; Crambidae
Source: the annotation of a GenBank genome assembly